Misgurnus anguillicaudatus (oriental weatherfish) is the source of this 4719-nucleotide messenger RNA. The record is from RefSeq and is a predicted model, not a curated record. Lineage: Eukaryota; Metazoa; Chordata; Actinopteri; Cypriniformes; Cobitidae.
CAAUCAGAAUUUCAGCAGCAUCAUUAAACCACCAAUCAGACUUCGCCAGGCAGUAGCUAAAGGAAGUCAUUGGAGGUUUGUUGGCUGUAAAUCUUGGGGAUUUUCUCUGACAAGAAUAAACAGGGAAAACAGGUCAAACAGGUUACAUUUAGACAAAGUGACAUUCAGCAGCAAGAUCAUCUCUCACGAUUGAAAGAAGAGCAGACAUGCCUUUAAAAACCUCAUCACUAUAAGGAGAAGGGGGACCAACACCUAAAAAAUGAGUCUUAAAAGGAAAACCAACUCAGCUUCACCAGAACCUAGCUGUGUGUCUAUGAAGAGUGAAAACUCCCUUCAUCACCCCCCUGGUUUCAGUGAAAAAGCAGUGACCUCUGACCUCAGGCAGCUCUACACAGAACCAAACUUGCUGAAUGAAUCUGAAGACCUGCAUCAGAAUUCUCAUAAACCAGUAGAUGAUGUCCUGCAGAGAGUCAAAGACCAACACAAAACCAUCAUGAAGAACAAAUAUGAGAGAUUAUUUGAGGGAAUCAAACAUCAGGAGAAUCAAACCCUCUUAAAGAGGAUUUACACACAACUGUACAUCAUAGAGGGAGAAAGUGAAGGAGUGAAUGAAGAACAUGAGGUGUUACACAUGGAGAAAAACACCAGAACACAAAACUUACAAUACACAACAAUCUACUGCAAUGACAUCUUUAUACCCUUACCUGAACCAGAACAUAAAACAGAGAAAAGAAGAAGAAAAGACAAAAUCAAGAGCGUUCUUACUAAAGGCAUCGCUGGAAUUGGAAAAACCGUCUCUGUACAGAAGUUCAUUCUGGAUUGGGCCGAGGGAACAGCCAAUCAGGAUGUAGAUUUCAUGUUUGUACUUCCAUUUCGAGAGCUGAACUUGAUUCAAGAUGAUCAGUACAGUCUUCACAAACUUCUGCUUGACUUUCAUCCUGAACUUCAAGAUCUGGACCCAAAGAUUUAUGAUGAGUGUAAAAUUGUGUUCAUCUUUGAUGGUCUGGAUGAAAACAGAAUGACACUGAUGUUUUCAGACGCUGAGAAAGUUUCUGAUGGGACAGAGACUUCAUCAGUGCCUGUGUUGAUAUCAAAUCUCAUGAAAGGAGAUCUACUUCCCUCUGCUCUCAUCUGGAUCACCUCCAGACCAGCAGCAGCCAAUCAGAUCCCAUCUAAAUACAUCCACCGUCUGACAGAAAUCCAGGGAUUCAAUGACGCUCAGAAGGAGGAAUAUUUCAGGAAGAGCAUCAGUGAUGAACAUCAAGCCAGCAGAAUCAUCUCACACAUUAGAAGAUCAAGAAGUCUCCACAUCAUGUGUCACAUACCAGUCUUCUGUUGGAUCUCAUCCACUGUGCUUCAAAACAUCCUGAAACAAGACAAUGAGAGAGCAGAAAUCCCCAAAACUCUGACUGAAAUGUACAUCCACUUCCUGCUGAUUCAGAUGAAUAUGAAGAAUGAGAAGUAUGAUGAGAGAGAUCCAGAGAAACUCUUGCAGUCUAACAGAGAAAUGAUUGUCAAACUGUCUAAACUGGCUUUUGAACAGCUGAUGAAGGGUAAUGUGAUGUUUUAUGAGGAGGAGGUGAGAGAGUCUGGCAUAGACAUCACUGACGCCUCAGUGUAUUCUGGGAUCUGUACGGAGAUCUUUAGGGAGGAAUCUGGGAUACAUCAGAGGAAAAUCUACUGCUUCAUACAUCUCAGCUUUCAGGAGUUUCUGGCUGCUCUUUAUGUGUUUCACUAUCACAUGAGUACAACAAUGGAGACUCUGAAACAUUUUGCUUCAGUACAAAACUUGCUUAAAGGUGCCGUAGAUAAAGCUCUACAGAGUACAACAGGACAUCUGGAUCUUUUCCUGCGAUUCCUGCUGGGCAUCUCACUGGAGUCCAAUCAGAGACUCUUACAGGAUCUACUGACACACACAAAGAACAGUUUAGAGACCAUCGGAGAAGUCACACAGUACAUUAAGGAUAAAAUUAAACAUGAUCAUCGCUCAACUGACAGAUCUAUCAAUCUGUUUCUGUGUCUUCUUGAAGUGAAUGAUCAGACUCUGUACAGAGAGAUUGAGAAGUUUGUGAGAUCAGACAAACAAUCAGAGCAGAAACUCUCUGCUGCUCACUGUUCAGCAAUAGCCUACAUGCUUCAGAUGUCAGAGGAGGUGUUAGAUGAGCUGAAUCUGAAGAAAUAUAACACAACACAGGAGGGGAGAAGAAGACUCAUACCAGCUGUCAGCAAUUGCACAAGAGCUAUACUUGCUGACUGUAAUCUGACUGCUGAGUGUUGUGAAAGUUUAUCUUCAUGUCUACAAUCCUCAUCUUGUCUUCUGAGAGAUCUGGACCUAAGUAACAAUGACCUGCAGGAUUCAGGAGUGAAGCUCAUCGCUGAUGCUCUUAAGAGUCCAGACUGUAAACUAGAGAUACUGAGAUUGUCAGGUUGUAUGGUGACAGAUGAAGGUUGUUGUUAUUUGGCUUCAGCUCUGAGUUCAAACCCAUCAUCACACCUGAGAGAGCUGGAUCUGAGCUACAAUUACCCACAACACUCAGGACGUCAGAUGCUCUCUCAGAGACUUAAUGAUCCCAAGUGUAAACUCGAGAAACUAAAUUUGGAACAUGGAGAACCUUUCAGGAUUACACCGGGACUACGAAAAUAUGCCUGUGAUCUCACACUGGAUCCAAACACAGAAAACAGUCGUCUCGUUCUGUCUGAGGAUUAUAAAAAGGUCACUUAUGUGAAAGAGAAGCAGUUGAAACCUAAACAUCGAGAGAGAUUUGAAGGUGUUCCUCAGGUUCUGUGUCGAGAGAGUCUGACUGGACGCUGUUACUGGGAGGUUAAAUGGGAUGAGUGGACUCGUAUAGCAGUGACAUAUAAAGACACCAGCAGAAAAGAAGGGAGUAACAGUUUGUUUGGGCUUGAUGAAAAGUCCUGGAGUCUCUUCUGCAAUGUCAAUGGAUUUGACAUCUGGCACAAUAAUAAAAUCCAGAGCAUACCUCCACCUUCAUCUCAGUCUAACAGAGUAGGAGUUUAUCUGGACUGGUCAGCAGGAACUCUGUCCUUCUACAGCGUCUCUGAUACACAAACACUCACACACAUACACACAGUUAACACAAAAUUCACUGAACCUCUAUAUGCUGGAUUUAUGGUUCGUUAUGAAGUCUCACUGUGUCAGAUUAACAACUCACUUUGAGCAAUCAUUCAGUGCAGGCUGACAUAAACAGCAACAUAAACUAAACCAUAUUGCAGAAGAUCAUAGAUAAGUGAGGAUGAGUAUUUUUUAUUUGGUCUGGCAGUCAGUUUUAAUCUAGCAACAUAAAUUCCCUCCUAGCAACCACGUAGAACAGUCUAGUUACUGUACGCCACAUUAGAAGGUAGUAGAGACUUAAGGUUUGGGUCUUUAGACUUGGAACACUGAAUUAAAACCAUUGGAGGAUCCCAUGAGACCCUUUAGUUGUUCUGAGUUGUCUGUCUUUGUGUUUUACUGGCACCUGCCCAUCCAACUGUAGCAACCAUCCAGGCUACAGCCUAGCAACUUGAUCCAGUCAUAUACCAGCACCAGAAAAUCAUUAAGAGAUAGCAUUGGCUUUGUUAAGGCGGCUUUAACACUGACAGUUUAGUUUGAAAUGGGGCACAGUUUGCAUGACAAACUGGUAAUGUUAACCCUAGACUACGUGUAAGUGGUUUUCGGAGUUUGGUAACUCUGGGAUUGUCAUGUGAUUUAUUUGGGUGUGCAAAUGUCCAGUAUGUAAAGUGCCCUUUGUUUCAGGCAAAACAAAGGGCACGGAUGUAUUUUAAGAUAUGUCAGUGCAAGUUGUUUUGAGUUUGGACAGCUCUUACAUUUAUUUUAGUUUAGGGCUAGUUUAAUCCCUGUCUCAGAAACCACCCCAUAAGGUCUGUUUACUAAUGUGAGCUAUUGGCAUGAGCCUCAGAGUAGAGCAAUCAGAGCAGAGCUCAAUAUUAUUCAUGACCUUCCCAAAUAGGGCAAAAAUAGACCAUUUCAUUCAAAUGACAAAUCUUGUAAAUAUAUAUAUAUAUAUGUAAAAUGUUUCUCGGGGCGGCAGUGGCUCAGUGGUUCAUGUAGGUUGUCUACAAACCGGAAGGUUGGUGGUUCAAUCCCCGGCUCCACCGGACCAAGUGUCGAAGUGUCCUUGAGCAAGACACUUAACCCCAGUUGCUCCCGACGAGCUGGCUGGCGCCUUGCAUGGCUGACACCGCCGUCGGUGUAUGAAUGUGCGCGUGAAUGUGAGGCUAAUUGUAAAGCGCUUUGGAUGGCCAUAGGUCUGUUAAAAGCACUAUAUAAAUGCAGUCCAUUUACCAUUUACCAUUCUAGAUAUUUUUUGCACUUAAUAAAGUUACAUACCUUCUAUGUACAUAUCAAAGAACAAUUUAACAUAUUAUUUCAAUGCAUUCUUUGUCACCUUUAAGUAAAUAUAAAAAAUAAGAAAAUUUUAAAAACUUAGGUUUUAUUUUUAAUACGUUUAUUAAGAAUGUGCUUUAUGGCUUCUUAGAUAUAUAGAUUUGAUUUUAAAUAGGUUUAUUAAGAAUGUGCUUUAUGAGUUCUCAGAUGUGACAUGCACUAAAUGCAUCAUGCACAUGUGUGUGCGUGCGUGUGUGUACCUGGUAAUUAUCACGGUUUGUGACCUUGUGGGGACAUUUUAAUGUCCCCAUGAGGAAACAAGCUUAUAAAUCAAACAAAAGAGGGUUUUUGUGAUGGUUGGGGUUAGGGAAUGG